Paramuricea clavata is the source of this 675-nucleotide messenger RNA. The record is from the annotation of a GenBank genome assembly. NCBI's taxonomy places the organism in Eukaryota, Metazoa, Cnidaria, Anthozoa, Malacalcyonacea, Plexauridae.
AUGCGUGAACAAGUUUUUGACGUCACAGGAAGUGGUCAUACUUUAACAAUAUAUAAGAGUGAGAUCGUGCGCCAAUACUUCAGUUUACGCCAACAGAACUGUACAAUGGAGUGCUUACAUGGAAAACCUGCUGCUAAUUCCACAACAAGCAAUGGAUCAUUUUGGUUUUGCGGUCAAAAUCCCAGUUGCAAUUUCUUCUGUACAGAAGACGAAGGCUACAUGUAUGAAAAAGCCAUAACAGCUUGGAGAUGUACGGAGCAGCCUCAUCCUCGGUGCGAUGGACAUCAUAAACUUGCGAAAAUGUGUGUGGUGAAAAAUUUGAUGAAUGUGAAUUAUGGAAGACCAUUCUUCGUGUGUGGAGAAAAGGCGAAGCCGUGUUCCUUUUGGAUGUGGGGUGAUGUACAACCGUUAGCGAAACCCGAGUGCCGUCAUGGAUUACCGUGUGCGAUUCGAAAGGUGAAGAAAGAAGGACUCAACAAAGAUCGAUUGUUCUUCUGUUGUCGGAAUGAUAAGGAGAGUACGUGUCGGUUUUUCGAGUGGGCACCUGACGGAGAAUUGGGAUUUUUCCAAACUGUAAACUUUAGUAACAAACCUUUAGAGAAGCAAAGUUGUAAUAAAAACAAUUACUUAGCAACUAAAUUCAUGCAUGAUUUUGCAAACCAGUUACAGUUGUAG